This is a messenger RNA of Didymosphaeria variabile, 1074 nucleotides long. RefSeq lists its product as uncharacterized. Bases 1 to 1074 code for a protein of 357 amino acids. Gene Ontology annotation, biological process: transport. NCBI's taxonomy places the organism in Eukaryota, Fungi, Ascomycota, Dothideomycetes, Pleosporales, Didymosphaeriaceae. The record is from RefSeq and is a predicted model, not a curated record. Gene Ontology annotation, molecular function: transmembrane transporter activity. The transcript has 8 exons.
AUGCCCGAGCGUGGCCCCGAUAGGACAGAUUUAAAGCCUGCGUAUACCCGCCCCCGCGAUGUCCACGACGUUUCGAGAGCCGUGUUGCGCAGCGAGCAGGCGAAGCGGUGGACCAAGCGAUAUCGUACCGAGGUAGCUGCGAGCUCCAGCAGUCUGCUCUCAACCUUCGUUGCGUACCCUCUUGACUCCGUGAAGACGCGCCUGCAAGCCUACCAAUUCAAGUCCUUCACCGAUUGCGUUCUCCAUACAUACAAGACGGAGGGCUUCCACGGCUUCUAUCGGGGCGUUUGGUCACCGCUCGCAAGCAUAACACUCGUGCGGACGGUCUCGUUCUCGAUUUACCAGAGAUCCAAGUAUGCGAUCGAUGACUGGAUGUUCCGAGCCACGGGAAGCUCUCCCCUCGUUAUUGCAAAUACAAAGGAUGCACUUCCUACACUAUCGACGGUCGCGUGCUUUGGACUCUCGGGGGCAACAGCGGGUGCUGCUAUCACGGCUAUCGCUUGUCCGUUUGAGCUGACCAAGCUGAGCGCGCAAAUAUCGGUUUUGAUGGCUGAUCGGAAAGACGGCAGUGGCACCAACGACGCGGUCCGAAAGAGCUAUCAAAAUCUUGGGACGUUCAGGACAGCACAGAAUCUUAUUAGGCAUCGGGGCUUGAUGGGCCUAUAUUCCGGCUUCCAUUUGCAUCUGCUCCGCGACACCAUUGGCACUGGGAUAUAUUUCGUAACGUACGAGAGCGUGAAGCAGAUUUUGGCGAACGCCCGCGGAAGCUCUCCCACAAGUCCCUUGGCUGUCGUCGUUGCCGGCGGCAUGUGUGGGCUUGUCAGCUGGGCUUGUAUCUUCCCGAUAGAUACCGCCAAAAGCAUCUAUCAGCGGAAUUGCCUUGUCGGUGGAAAGGAGAAAGCGGAGAGGCCCAGGAUACACUUUUUCAAUGCGCGGAUGUAUCGCGGCCUUGGUGUUUCAAUGGGCCGUUCAUGUGUCGUGAAUGCUAUUUUCUUUACAGCGUUUGAAUUCACCAAGAAGCGCAUCAAUCGAAUGACGAUCGACGAGGAGCUCCUGCGCGCGCACGGAGCAUGA